Messenger RNA from Camarhynchus parvulus, 1342 nucleotides. RefSeq names its product galactose-1-phosphate uridylyltransferase (gene GALT). The transcript is spliced from 12 exons. Gene Ontology annotation, cellular component: cytoplasm. The record is from RefSeq and is a predicted model, not a curated record. Gene Ontology annotation, biological process: beta-D-galactose catabolic process via UDP-galactose, Leloir pathway. Bases 51 to 1145 code for a protein of 364 amino acids. NCBI's taxonomy places the organism in Eukaryota, Metazoa, Chordata, Aves, Passeriformes, Thraupidae. Gene Ontology annotation, molecular function: zinc ion binding; UDP-glucose:hexose-1-phosphate uridylyltransferase activity.
GCGGGAGCCUGAGGAGGCCGAGCCCGCCGGGUUUCCGGGAGUGGGGAGGCAUGGAGCCAUCGCUGGCCGGGGCGGCGGAGGGGGGUGACCGCUUCCGUGCCAGCGAGCACCAGCACGUUCGGUACAACCCGCUGAGGGACGACUGGGUGCUGGUAUCGGCCCACCGGGUAAAGCGCCCUUGGCAGGGUCAGCUUGAGAAGCCGCCCCCCGAGGAUGUGCCCCGCUGGGACCCCAAGAACCCCCUCUGCCCUGGGGCCACCCGGGCCAAUGGCGAGGUGAACCCCAAGUACGAGGGUACUUUCGUCUUCCCAAAUGACUUCCCUGCACUGCAGCCCGAUGCUCCAGAGCCUGAUGACAAUGAUCACCCCUUGUUUCGAGCUGCCCCAGCCCGGGGUGUGUGCAAGGUGAUGUGUUUCCACCCCUGGUCGGACCUGACGCUGCCCCUCAUGUCCCUGCCAGAGAUCCGGGCUGUCGUCGAUGCGUGGGCGGAGCUGGCAAAGGAGCUGGGUGCUUCCUACCCCUGGGUGCAGAUCUUCGAGAACAAGGGAGCCAUGAUGGGCUGCUCCAACCCGCACCCCCACUGCCAGGUGUGGGCCAGCAGCUUCCUCCCGAACGAGGCGAGCCUGGAGGACCGGAGCCAGCGCCAGCACCUGAGCCAGCACGGCGUGCCCAUGCUGCUGGAGUAUGCUGAGCAGGAGGCUCGCCGAAAGGAGCGGCUGGUGGUGGAGAAUGCAGACUGGCUGGUCGUGGUGCCAUACUGGGCCACCUGGCCCUACGAGACCCUGCUGCUGCCCCGCCGCCAUGUCUGUCGCCUCCAGGACCUCAGUGACAGUGAGAAGGACAGCCUGGCCUCCAUCAUGCAGAGGCUGCUCAUCAAGUACGACAACCUCUUCGAAGUCUCCUUCCCCUACUCCAUGGGCUGGCAUGGAGCCCCCACAGGCUCCUACCUGGAGGAGGACUGCAAGCACUGGCAGCUCCAUGCCCACUACUACCCCCCUCUGCUGCGCUCCGCCACAGUCCGCAAGUUCAUGGUGGGGUACGAGAUGCUGGCGCAGGCACAGAGGGACCUCACCCCGGAGCAGGCAGCCGAGCGCCUGAGGAGCCUCCCCGAGGUGCACUACAAGAAGAGGCCUGAGGAGGUGUGAUGGGAGCAGCAGAUCAUCCAGUCCUCAGAUGUGGUGUUCCUUGUCUCUUUCACCAUCCCAGGCUCUGUCUCUGGCCCCAUGCUCCUACCACCACUAAAGAGGACUUACCCUCCUUACCAGUCCAGUCUCACCGGUGGGACUGGAAUUUCUUCUGCCCCAUGGAGUGGCACAACCCCCCUGGAAAAUAAAACCUGGAA